Messenger RNA from Trichobilharzia regenti, 1299 nucleotides. NCBI's taxonomy places the organism in Eukaryota, Metazoa, Platyhelminthes, Trematoda, Strigeidida, Schistosomatidae. The record is from the annotation of a GenBank genome assembly.
CGCCAAUAUCCAUCGGCUGAUCAAAUGACCUACGGCCUUCCACAGGCUGCCACUAACAUGGAUGAAAAUGACCCUUGAGCGUCUCACUCCGUUAAUGACCUUGAGCAUGCUGGAUAAUUUCAGUAGAAAAUACAAGAUUACCCGAAACACCGGCGGAAUUUCAAAACUGGUGACAGCUAUAGAAAUGGAUCCGUUACACUGGUUUAUUGCUUUGAUACUUAUCAUUGGUAUAUUAUACGUAAUCAAAAGACGGUAUUUCGGUUACUGUGAGUGUACACUUCAAAAUCGUUUGGAUGGCAAACUGUCAUCGUUACGGGAUGCAAUACAGGUAUUGGAUUAGAAACUGUAUAUGAGUUGGCUAUCCGUGGAGCGCGAGUCAUUAUGGCAUGUAGGGAUCUAGAGAAGGGCAAGUCCGCCAAAGAGGAGAUUCUCUCUAGGUUAUGCACUGAAAAUUCAUCGAAUCCAUCUUCAGUACAUAGUGUGGAGAUGAAGCCAGAUCAAUUGGUCUGUGAAGAGUUGGAUUUGGAAUCACCAAAAUCUAUUCGACAAUUCGCAGGUCGUAUUAUUAGUAGAGAGAAAUCAGUAUCGAUUUUAAUUAAUAAUGCAGGAGCAUCUUUAUCCGGAAAAAGUUACGAUGGAGUUGGCAUCGAGAAACACAUUAAGGUUAACCAUCUGGGCCAUUUUUUACUUACAAAACUACUGAAACCAUGUUUACGCACUUCUGAUGGAGAGUUCUGUCGUAUAAUUAUUUUGUCGUCUCUCUCUCACUGGUUUGCUAGACUGGAUCCCAAAAGUGCUUAUCUGUCAGGCAUAGGAUCUGCAUAUGCUAUUAGCAAGCUGUUGAAUGUGAUGCAUGCACGUGAGAUUUGUAAGCGUUGGUCUACUGACGGCAUUGUUGCAGUCAGUGUUCAUCCGGGUUUGGUGAGAACAUCUAUUUUUCGUUCCAGUAAACUGAGACAUUUUUUAGUUUAUUAUCUAGUCAGGUGGCUCUCGAGGACGUGUCGUGAAGGUGCUCAAACUACAAUAUUCUGUGCUCUGGUUGAAAAUCUCAUUCCUGGUGCGUAUUAUUCAGAAUGUCAACCGCGUAGCUGUAAUUCGCAAGCCCUAAAUGAUGAAGUUUGUGAUCAUGUGUGGAAGACGUCGGAGGCACUGAUCAAGAAGUGGGAGUCCCUCGAGGAGAAGUAGCGUAUUAAAAGAACUUGUUAUUAUAUGUUAACGAAUAUGUUUAGAUUCUGCUUUCAUCUCUUUCCAAGAAUUUUGGUUUCAUAAUAUAAUAAACUUAGUUUUCUACUUAUUAAA